Molecule: messenger RNA, 1328 nt
Organism: Chara braunii
Lineage: Eukaryota; Viridiplantae; Streptophyta; Charophyceae; Charales; Characeae
Source: the annotation of a GenBank genome assembly
GGGGAGGUUCAUCGGAUUUAAGUGAGUGUCAUUAUCAGUGUUGUAUCAUAUAUUCUUUUUACUAUUUCUCGCGUAAUGUUUCGAAGACAACUUUUCGUCAUUUCGUCAUUUUCCAAAGUACAAGCGAGGGUCCGUAUCCGCAACAUCAACGUAAGAGACUACCUCGAACCUGCUCGGCGGUGGAGACAAGAGACUGUCUCAACGCGCUCCAAGACGUCAAGUUUCGAUCGUUAUGGUGAGGACAGAGACCGACGACCUUACAGGUCAUCCGUGAAGUGCUUCAACUGCGAUGAAACGGGUCAUUACGCCAAUCAAUGUCCUCAUCGUGAGCGUCGAUACUACUCUAAUCGACUGUCUACCUCAUCGGACUCCAGGCGAGCCCGCUCACCACGGAGGUUCGAUUCUCAAAAGAGUUACACCGCCCCAAAGGAGGAAACUGAGCUACGAGAGAGAGUAGCGAAGCUGACCAAGGGGGUGGCAACUAUCAAAGAGCACUUUGAUGUCGUACAAGCGAAGAUCGAGGAGAAAGUCAGACGUAAAAUGGAGAAAGCACGAGCCUUAGAAGAAGAAAGGUUGAAGCAGGAGGAAGAGGAUGCCCACUUGGCUCAAGAAGUAGCACAACGAGACAGAUGUGACAUCAAGGAGAAGAAGCAAGUCAUACUCGAACCAGAGCAUGAGAGCGAGUCGGAGUAUAGCAGUGAAGGGAGCGAGACCAGCGUAACUCAGGAGUUAAGUGAGAAGACUGGACGUUUGUGCAUCACUGAAAAGAGAAAGAGAUCUGACGACGUUCCGAUUGGCGACAGUCCACCUAUGAAAGCACCUCUGAAAUGCACCCCGAUGCGUGGAUGUGUCCGCAUGGGGGAACACUGCCAACGGGUGGCCAGAGCAAAGACCAAGGGCACGCGCACUCCGAUCCGGGCGAAGAAGCAUUCGCCCAUCAAGACCCCGUUAUCAAAGUUGACGAAGAACCGUAAGCUGUCUCCCCCCCGCGGGAAGUUGACUUCCUCCAGCAAGUCGCUCUCACGCUUACGUUUUUGCGACUCCAUUAUGAAGGAGUUGAAGGAUUGCAACGCUGAAGAGUUGCAGCGUUACUGCAAAGAUGAAGGUAUUCCUUACGUAGGCAAGAUCGAUGUGAUUUUCGACCUUGCUGAGCACCGCGUGCAACUGCGCUUUCCGUGUAUCAUCCCAACAACGGAUAUUAUCCACAUCAGCGAAUCGAAGGAUGUCGAAGCUGAUGCUUCAACUGAGAACCUAGAGUGAUGUGAUAUUCCGGACUACCGCGGGCUGGAUAUUUGUAGAUAUAUCACCAGUAAACGUUGUUCUCAGGU